Messenger RNA from Prorocentrum cordatum, 642 nucleotides. The record is from the annotation of a GenBank genome assembly. NCBI's taxonomy places the organism in Eukaryota, Dinophyceae, Prorocentrales, Prorocentraceae.
AUGCCUUGCCCGAGGGCCAACCUGCUGACCACCAAGAACACGUUCUUGGCCUGCAGGUCGCCGUGGACGGAGGACGUCGUGCUGCCUCGGAGGCCCACCUCCGACCCCACCUCUUCCAGCACCGCCAGCGUCGCGGAGACGGAGUGGACCCAGAGGGACACGAGCAGCUGCGACAAGCCGUCGUCCGUCGCGACUCGCUCCGCUGCGGGCCACUGCCCCUCUCCCGCCCUCGCGGGCACAGCGGAGUCUUCGCGAGCAGCGGGCCAGGCGGAGGACGAGCCUCUCAAGCCCAGGACGAGGGCGCAGCGACGCCGCCAGCAGCGCAAGCUGGCCAGGGAGUUGGGCAGGCCACUGCUCCGCAGGGGGCGCGACCAGGAUCGGCCGGCCGACGGCGACGACGACCAGUCGCAGCUCAGCUCCGAUCCGACGGCGCGCCUGAUCCGCAAGAGGCCCGACCAGGAUUGGCCGGCCGACGGCGACGACGCUCAGUCGCAGCUCAGCUCCGAGGGACCGCCUGACCCGCUGGCCUGGCCAGAAGUAAAACACUUGAUCCGCAACCGCCGUCAGGGUCAGCUCUCAGAGACCAUCUCUCCGCAGGGGCCAGCUCGCGACGAAGCCACCCCAACAAAGAUCUCUAAAUGA